CCUAUCAUCCACCGAGGAACAUUGUGGACAUUGUUUACAUAAGUUAUAUCCACAUUUUUCUUCUCAUUUUUUUAAAUAUUAUAAAUAAUUUCGAAAAGAUUCAAAAUCAUUUCGAUUACUUUCUGUUUUUCAGGUAUAAUCGAUUAUCAUAAACCGAUAUUGAUUAAAAUCGAUUGUUUUUGCAAUCGGUUUGUUUUUUCAUCGAAUGGCGCUGCUAUAUCUCAACAGUGGUUGUCAAUUGAGAAACCGUUAUCUACAAUGGAUUUCGGUGUUAACGAUACAUUACUAACGUUUAAUGACAAAUGCAACGAUAGUCGAGACGUCGAAGAUUUCGAGAAUUUGGACGAAAUAUAAGAGACAUAACCUGCAAGUUCACUCAUCCCACUCGUAUAGAUAUUUUCGGUUAAUCAGCCACAAAGAUUACGUUUGAUCGGCUAAAAUGUUGGAGGGGCUUGUAGCUUGGGUGCUAAACAAUUAUCUCGGUAAAUAUGUGGAAAAUUUGAAUACGGAUCAGCUGAGCAUUGCCUUAUUAUCAGGGGAAGUUGAACUAGAAAAUUUACCCUUGAAUCGAGAAGCUUUACGUCAUAUUGGACUACCAGUAGAGAUUAAGGCUGGAUUUAUUGGUAAAAUUAGAUUGCAAGUGCCAGUUAGACAAAUAAGGACUGCAUCAUGGGUAAUAGGUAUGGAGCAGCUUUAUUUGGUAGCAGGUCCAAUUAAUCUGGAUGAGUAUGACAAUGAGGUAGAGGAACAAGCAAUAUUAGAAUACAAACUCAGUCGAUUGGAUGCUUUGGAAGCAAGGUGGAGAGCCAAUGUAGACCAUGAUCCUGGUUAUUAUGCCACGAGUUACAGUUCAUGGAUCAACUAUGGCACAUCUUUAAUAACAAAUAUCAUUGAAAAUUUACAGUUGAAUAUCAAAGAUGUUCAUAUUAGGUACGAAGAUGGUGUUACAUUGCCUGGUGAUAAUGGUAUUGCGUUUGGUAUUACAAUUGGAGCACUUAUUGCUCAGAGUUGCGACGCCAGUUGGAUACCUGGCUCUACAUCUUGGAAUCUAACAGAUGCCUCUUUCAAACUAAUGGAACUCGAUAGUCUUGCAAUUUAUUGGAGCCACAUAAAGAAAGACCAACUCUUCAGUGGUCUCAAUCUUGGCGAUUUAGCUAUUGCCAUGAGCAAAUCGAGAAACGGCACGAAAAGUUACAUUUUAUUACCCGUGAACGCAAGGGCGCACAUUAAAAGAGAUCGAACCGAACGACCGUUGAGAUCUAUUAAUAAUCCGCGUAUCGUAGUAGAUUUACUUUUGGACGAAGUACCGUUAUCUAUAACAGACGUUCAAUAUGAGGAGAUGGUCAAGUGUAUCAAAGAGCUUGAACGAAUAGAUCGUCGCAAGCAACAGUGGCGAUGUAGACCCAAGAUGCCUGUGACGGGUGGCUGCACGGAAUGGUGGAGGUACGCCGCUCGAUGUCACCUCGGCAGAGAGACGCUCAAGCCCAAGCCAUCUUGGAAAGUUGUACUUCUCAAAGCCAGAGAGAAUGUUUUUUACGUUCAAGCGUACGCUAAAUUGUUAGGUACACCUACUUCGACCCUGCCGGCGGAAACUAAAAGGCUGAAAGAGAAGGUCGAGUGCGAACGAAGUUUCGAUGAGCUUAGAAUACUGAGGGAACUGGCUAUGUACAAGAUAAGACCCGCCAAGUCUCACGAAAAGCCCGAUGAGAGCGUGCCGCAAGGGCGCGGUAUGCUCGAACAGUGGUUUCCGCAAUGGUGGGGCUGGUACUCGAAAACGCCUCAUAGUAACACGCAAAACGCCUCUUCGACCACCUUUGACGGAGAACUCCUGGACGUUUUAGCGGACACCGUAGACGAUGACACUCUGCUGCGACGCGACACAGUAUUCGGGCAGUUCAAUUUCGCUCUGGUGCAUGGUGCUAUAUCGUUAUGCACCGAACGAAACGGCAGCGACAAUAUCAAGACCGUUAUAGAGCUAAAGUUUGAGAAAGUUAAUUUGAGUUACGAGUCACGACCCAGAUUCGGAUCACACAGGUUCUCAGUCAGUCUGGGUGCUUUGUAUCUUCAUGAUUUUCUCACAGAGAAUUCAAUGUUUCCCAUCCUAGUACAGCCCCAGGUCGCGUCGAGUGCGACGUCCAUACGCGCACGCAACUCGUCGGACAAGCCGAAGAAACAGAUGCCGUUGCAUCUGUUUGAACUGGUAUACGAGAAGAAGCCGUUACACGUCAGCACGGAUCACUUGCUGCAUGUAUACUCCAAGUCCCUGGAUGUCGUGUACAAUCCCACCGUAAUAUACUGGCUGAUAGACUUCAUGUGCAAGCCAUUCCGGUCGUCGUCUAAUCAACGAUUGCAGGCGAUGAAGCGUCGCACAAGGAAGCAGCUGAUGAAGAACUGGGAACAAAUUUUAGACGGCGACUUUGUAUAUCGUUCCUCGUGGGAUCUACAGUUCAAAAUUUCCGCGCCGCAGAUCUUGCUGGUGGAGAGCUUCGUCGAUACCAACGCGGCUAUGGUGAUAGUCGAUCUGGGCAAAUUACACUUGUCAAACGACGCAAACCUGAAUCAGGUGACACUAAGAGCAGCCGAGUCGACUAACAGCGACGACGAGGAGGAGAGAUUCGAGACACCGUGCUCCACUCCGCCAGGUAGCCAGGAAAACGGUUCGCUACACGAUUUCCAAGGCUUGUCCGAGACAGAAUUGCACAAGAAAUUGUACGACCAGUAUUCUAUUGACUUGGUGGAUCUGCAAAUCUUGGUGGUUAGAGCGAAAGACAAUUGGAAGUAUGUUCGUACUAGAGGUAUGUCCACGUUGCAUCUCUUGGAGCGUUUCAAUAUAUCACUGCAAAUCGAGCGACGAGUCUUCAUUACUUCGGACCCCAAUUUCCCGUCGGUUACGGUGUCUGGCAACUUGCCGCGACUGGUGGUACACGUGAACGAAUAUAAAGUGGGCGCGAUGCGUCUUAUAUACAAUUUACUGUCAAAUUUCUCCAAUUCGGCCGGCAUCCCUCAAACGGAGACUGUCAGCGCGGAGCCCGAAAGUCCACGAAGAGAAGAGAAUUUAGAUCGUUCGUUGAGUCACGCCGUGAUGGUACAGUUUAUUAUCGAUCAGAUGACCUUCGAGCUGCAAUCGAGAGGUCGUAGCGUGGCGGAGCUGCAGGUCUCCGGUGUUCGAGCAGCCCUCAGCAAGAGAAUGGCGGACCUGAGUAUCUCCCUCUCAGUCCACGGAUUGCUUCUGGUCGAUGCCAUUCAAGUGCUGGGUUCGGAUUUUGAACUUUUGAUGGCUAGUCACAAGCACGUCGGCAUGGACAGUAUUUCCGGCAGCCUAAGGGACUCGGAGCCGACGUCACCGGUUUCGCCGGAAUCGCCCGAAUCCCCGGACUCGACGAAGCCGGCGCGACUCACAUCGCCUGUCGCCUUGACUGACGCUCUGUCCAGCUUGGUGAGCAAAACCAAAACUCCACAGGAGUCACGCAGGAGUAAUUCGCUAGCUGGUAUCGAGAAACUGGACUCGGAAGCACUGAUUGUCGUGGAGCUGACACUAGUGGACGAUCCCGUGGAAAAUCUGAGAAUGGCGAAUAUACAGUUCAAUAAUCUUGACAUCAUAGCCAAUCAGGAGACAAUAGUGGAGUUGAUGGGUUUCUUUCAAAGGAUCCUGCCGAUAAGGUCGAGAUCGGCGCGCAUCGAGAGAUACGGUUCUCUGUCGAGUCAGAACGCGCAAACAAGAUCAACGUCGACGCGAACGGAGAUCACCUUCGACUUCCAUCGCCUGAACGUACUGUUGCUGCGCGCAGUGAUGCAAGGUGACAGCCUGGUGGGGCAGAAGAUCGCCACCGCGACCAUGUCGGACGCGCGCAUACAAGCGACAUUAGCCGUCGACACUUCGAUCUCGGGCUCCCUUGGCGGGGUGCAAAUUCUCGAUCAGACGUUGACCGGCAAAACGCAUCAGCGGAUACUCAGCGUGGGCAGGGAUCCACUGGCGGAUCCUCCGCACUAUCCGCUAGAGCACUUUGGCAGUUUAUCCGAUCAGCCGGAGGCGUUUCGAUUCGUGGCCAGCCGCAGCAUCAGGCAAGCCAUCGACGAGCAGGAUUGUACGGAGACCGUGGUGGACCUGACGAUACGUGUGGCCAGCGUCUGGUACACGCACGCGCCGCAUCUGAUAUCGGAGUUGCGUUCGUGCGCCGACGAAUUUAAGCAGUACCUGAGUAACUUUGCGCGGCAGAUCAGCGCGGCUGCCACCGACAUGGCGAUCGGCUUGGUAAAUGCCGAGGACUGGACGAUUCCGCCGCGCAAACGAUUGCCGAGCGUCUCGUAUGACCUGGAGAACACAAAUGUGACAUCGUUGCGACUCGAUGUGCUACUAGAGAGCCCGGUGUUAGUGAUACCGCGCUCCUCGCACAGCCGGCAGGUAUUUGUAGCUCACCUGGGCACGAUGUCGUUGCAGCACGAGCCUCAUCUCGGGUCCCUGGCGAAGCACAAAGUCACACUAGAGGUACGUGACAUGAAUCUCUAUUCUCUCGAGGUAUCCGCGAAUGCGAGCCAGCUACAGAAUAAUUUGCCGAUGAGAGCCGAGGAAAUGUACUCGUGCAAGGAGUCGGGCAAACCGAUAUUACACGAUACAAUGCUUAAGAUACUGGUGGAGAAGGAGAACACGUUGACGCAGAGCACGAGUUUUCUGCUGGACGGUGACUUCACUAACAGUCCGAUCGUGCAAGUGCACGGGGCCGUGAUAACACCGCUCAAGGUAUCUCUGUCGCGCGGCCAAUACGAGCAGUUACUCGACACUAUUAACCGAUUGUUCUCUAUGCCGGUGAGCGCCGCUGCGGUCUCAGUGUCCGAUCAUCUCGACGGCAGAUCCAGAUAUUCCGAGAAGUUGGACCUUUCCAUGAAGGUCUCGUUCGAGCUGCCGAUCCUGAGCAUGGAGCUAAAGCGAGCGCACUCGGAGCAGCCGCUUAUCGAGUUGUCAAUGCGUGACUUUGUCGUCAAGUACGAGAAUUUGCACCGGAACGAGUCAACCAUUCAGGUAGCGCUGCGUUCCCUCCUUAUGGAGGAUCUUCUGUGUCCGGUGGGCUCACGGCACCGCUUUAUGAUGCAGUCGUCGGCACCCAUGCGUGCCAAGUUGCCCACUGGCGCAUCCAAGUCGUGUCCGGAUCUCGCUUACGCGCGACAGUUGAAGAAUGUGUACGGUCGCGGCAGUUUGCCCGACCGUUUGGAGACCGACACACUGUACGGCACAAUCCCGGCGCACUGGCGCAGGAAACCGAUCUCGCCGUCAGCCGACACGCCGAACACGCCGCCGCCAUCACCAGGCGCGAUUGCCAGCGAGGAGAAUCUCGUAUUGAUGAGCAUUACCAUGUAUCAGCCAGAAGAGAACGCGCGGCCGGAAGAGCGGUGCCAUCGCAAAAUGGUAACCGUGGACUUCAAUUGUCUGGAUCUAGUGAUAAGCGUGGAGUCGUGGAUGGUGGUGUUUGACUUCUUUGGGAUUGCAGGCCUAUCCGAGGCGGCGUAUAGUGGGACGGCCACGCGUCGCGCCACGCCUGACUACGAUCGCGCGAGUAAGGUGGACGAUUUGCCGAUACGCUCCGAGACGGAGAUAGAGGUGAGAUCGUUGACACUGGUGCUGACGCAACGAGAGCGCGAGAUCGCGAAAGCGAAUGUAUCCAACGCCAGUAUGUACGUCCUCAACGCAAACGGCAAGACCAAGGUCCUGGGACAGUUGGGCUCGAUGUCGUUGCUAGAUCUAACGCCGCACGGCCGUUUCUAUCGGGAGAGAUUUCUCACGUCCGGCAGGAAAGCGCUCAACUUCCAAUACUCGAGUUACGCCGAUUGCGAGCACCGGCCGCAUGACGCACGCCUCAAGCUAGAAAUGUCCGCGGUGCACUACGUGCACACGCAGCGAUUUGUCGCGGAGUUGCAGACGUUUUUCAGCCACUUCUCACAGCUGUGGAGUAUUAUGCGAAAUUUGCGAGCCGGAGCCGGCGCCGUCCUAGACACGAACAAGCGCGGCACGCGACUCUCGUUGGAGUUGCAUGCCGGCGCACCUGUGAUCCUGUUGCCGGUGAGCUCCCGCUCCGACCAACUGAUCCUGCUAGAUCUGGGGGAGCUCACCGCGCACAAUCGAUUCGACACCUCGUCGGUGGUGGCGGAUUGCAUGCUGGAAGUCAUGUUGCUCGAGCUGGUCAACAUGGAUGUGUACGCGGCGCGACGACUCAAGUGUGACAGCCUGAACGAUGACGCGAGUGCUCUAAGAGUAGGUGGUUUCCUCAUCAAGAAGAUGGGUUCCUCACUGCUCACGGAGAAAUGCCAUCUGAAACUGCGUGUCGAGCGGAAUUUGGACACCUACAUCAGUCGCGUCAUACCCGAUCUGAGCGUGCAUGGUAUACUGUCGACGAUGGACUGCGCCUUGGACCCCGCACAAUACAUGCUAAUCCGCGGCCUCCUGUCUUACAACAUUGGUGAGAAUUUGGACGACUUGCGUCUCCUCGUUCAGGAUCUAAAUCAUACGUACGUGAUUUCGGUGGAGAACAAUUGCAUCAACACAUGGACAAGAUCCUGCAUCACACUCGAGCUGGUGAACGUGACUGUGAGGCUCCAUCCCAGCCACAACAUCGCCGCGUUAGCGUGCAUCAAUUUCAUCAAAUCGAGACUGACUCUGGACUCGCUAAGCGACGGAUCGCAGGACAUCGAUCUAGUGUCACAGGAGAUACUAGUGACAGACACGCGUUUUCAAAAUGAGCCAGCCGAUCGUCGAUGCAACGUGUUUACACGUAUCUUGCAGCCACUGAGGACCUCCUACGAUAGCACGGAGAGUCGCGUUCAAGCUGAGGUACAUCAUCGGAAGCGUAAAACUUACGCCGCAACUACCAUAUUGCUGCACAGCAUGCGGCUAACCGCCAUCCUGGACUGGUGGGAGGCCGUGCGAGAUUUCAUAUUGCUGAAUUCACCGGAACCGGACCCUAUACCCGGAACCUCGCAGUUAGUCGUCUGCCAGGAGACUGAGACUGCCACCACCGCAUCGACCGGCUUGCCGAUCGAACUCAAGAUCAACAUCACAGGCUCGGAACUGGUGAUUGUCGAAGACACCUCAUUUCUCGAUACCAAUGCUGUGAUACUGAAGACCACUGCCGUCUUGUCGUAUCGCUCUACGCCACAGGAGGGCGAAAAGCCACUCUCCUGCAAUCUUUCGCACUGCGAGCUGUUCUCGUGUGUCUUAGGUAUGGAGAAUGAGACUGCUUUGUCGAUCAUCGAUCCGGUCGGGGCGAGUCUGGAUCUCACACAGGACAAGUACUUAGAGGUCCAACUGCAGCCGCUGUGCGUGAGAUUGAGCUAUCACGACGUGACCAUGUUCUCCAGGAUGCUGAGCUCCAUUCCCAAGCAGACCUCGUGGGCUAAACGGAGGUCGAGCGAGGUCGACGGUGUUGUGGACAGCCGAGUGUCGAAACUGACCACCUUAGGCUUCGCCGAGGUUGACUGUAGAACCGCUUUGGAUCAUUGUGACGGCCAGCUGGACGACGCUGCUUUGUGGCUGACGCAAAACGCUGAACCAGCUUCUGAAAUCGCCGCUAAUAACGAUGAAUCUGUAUUCCGCGCCGUGGAGUUGCAAGCGUCUUGCAUACGAAUCUGCGUUAUAGACGACUGUCGGGACGCGGAUGUACCGCUGCUGGAGAUCACACUGACGGAUUUUAAUCUGCGUCAAGUGAAUCAACAGCCUGGUAUGCUGUCGGCUACUUUUGGCGUGGAUUAUUACAAUCGAGUGUUGAGUGGUUGGGAGCCGUUCAUCGAGCCCUGGCGCGCGAGCAUUCAGUGGGAACAGCUUACCGGCUCAUUCGACCUCAAGAAACUGCACGUGACUAUUGAUUCCCAGGAUUCUGUCAAUGUCAACGUUACCCUGACUUUGGUAGAACUCGUGCAAUUAGUCAAGCAUAAUUGGACGCAGGAUUAUUAUCUGUCUAAUGGGCCUGUCUCGGCCACUGCCAAAUUGGCGACGAAAGGGCAAUGGUAUCGGCGCCGUUCGCCUUUCGUGCCUUUCGCCUUGAAAAACGACACCGGCUGCAGUCUCUGGUUCAAAACAUUCAUCGCCACCGCAGGCGAUGCGAUGGAUUCCGGGAAAAAUUUUCAAAGAAAGAAUUCCGUUCGUAAGGACAACACAUGGAUAGAAGUGACUCCGGGAGAUACCACGUCGUUUACGUUCGAAGGGAGAGGAAAGCUGAGGCAUCACGAAACGCACACCGUCAGAAGACAUCAGAUCGUGGUACAGGUCGAGGGAUGGAAGCCGGUAGAGCCCGUAACCGUUGAUCGCGUUGGUAUAUACUUCCGACACACGAAUGCGGACAUUGCCGAAUCUGAGAUGAUCUCACCGAAGGCUAGGCUCGUGUUCGCUGUGGAGUUGGAAGGAUCCGCCAGGAAACUGGUCACCGUUAGGUCAGCUCUUCAGGUAGCAAACAAGUUGUCUCACACGAUCGAGAUCAAGAUGGAGACAUCAUUGAAUCAAUUUGGAUAUUUAAUACUAACGUCGGCCAAUAUUGGGAAAAUGCAACUGCCGGCGCAGUCUGUGACGUCCUUACCUCUGUCGCAUAUCGGAGUGCAGAUGUGUUUCAAACCACUCAUUCCAAAUUGCCAGUUCCAAUAUUGCACGGAAUCGGUAAACUGGACAGUAGUAAAAAAACCGAUGGAAGUGAUGGAAAACUAUAUCACAUGUCGAACCAAUCAAAACAACAUAUUCAGAAUGUGCGUGGCGGUAAGACGAAACAAUUAUCCUGUCGACGGUGCGCAAGUUUUGCCGGGGCAUACAAUCACGGUGAUGGCUCCCAUAACAAUGACAAAUCUGUUGCCAUACGAGUUGACGUACGAGGCGAGUGCAGAAGGCGGUAGAAUUUCGCCUGGUUGCAGCGCGGAUUUGCACUGUUCAAAUCUGGAAGAGCAACUGGAGAUUAACAUUCAGCUGGAUGGUUAUCCAGGAUCUGGAACGAUAAUAUUACCACCAAACAGUUGCUCCUUCACCGCCCGUCUCAAACUACUGGACUCCGCUAGCAGAAUACUCCACUUGCAAGCAGCUGUGAUUGUCGAGAAGGGUUCAGCUAUACAGAUUAACAUCACCGCGCCUUACUGGAUCAUAAAUAAAACCGGUCUACCAUUAGUAUUCAGACAAGAAGGGGUUGGUAUCGAAGCAGCGGGGCAAUUUGAGGAACACGAGAAGGCGAAAAUGAUUGCGCCGUUGCUGUUUUCGUUCAGUGACGAGGAAGCCAGUAGAACCGUGUCAGUGAGAGUCGGUACCGAGGUUCAUUCUCACGGAAUACCGCAGUGGUCUCAACAUUUUUAUUUACAGCCUGGUGUCCACGUUCAUCGCCUAAGAAUUAGUCUACGCGACGGGAGACCCGAUAUAGUUUACUUGAUUAGUGUGGCCAUUCGCGCUGCAAGAGGAAGAUACGGAGCUACCACAGUUGUCACGCUGUCGCCGAGAUACCAGUUUCACAACAAAUCGUCUUAUACGUUGCAGCUAGCCCAGAAAUGUUUCACGACGACUGUGUCUCAUCCAGAUGCUCAGGCGACGUACAUCACGAUUAUGCCUGACUGUCACAUGCCGUUUCAUUGGCCUCGACUGGACAAAGACCUGUUGCUUUGCGUCAGGAUUAUUGACGUUCGGGAUUGCAUGUGGUCAGGCGGUAUAAAAUUGGACAGUAAUUAUUCCCUGACUGUCAAUGUCAGGGAUGUAACGGGGAAGAUGCAUUUUCUGCGAGUGGACGUGGUGUUGCAGGAAACCACAUAUUUUAUCGUGUUCACCGACGCUGAUACUAUGCCACCGCCAAUAAGAGUGGACAAUUUCUCAGCGGUUCCUUUAAUCAUAAAUCAGAUUGGAGUUCCCGAUGGUCUACAGUGGACCGUGAGACCACAUUCAUCGGUACCUUAUGCUCUGGAUGAACCUAUACAAACUGCUGCUUUAGCGUUGACAGCACCGGGCGGUGCGACAGCUUCUUACGACUUGAACGUACUCGGAGAGAACAGGGGUCUAACUUAUGAGAACUUUAUCUACAUUGCAUUCACAGGUACCUUCAAAACCGAUACCGAUCUUGGGACAGGUGAAAACGAUUUGGAUCCACUCGACAUGGAAACCCAGAGAUUGGUCUUGGAAGCUGGCCCGGGUGGUUGGGUCGCCCUGCGUAGAAAACAAUACGGCGCUAGGUCACAACUUUGGAGAAUGACCGGCGAUGGACAGUUGCAACACGAAGGCACCAGUCCGCCGAGAGACAAGCAUUCCAAGGAUGUAAACACGAUAUACGUUUUGGACAUUGCGGGCACCGCUCCGCAACCUUUCACGUAUUGCGCACUCGCACUGAGAAAGCCGGAUCCUAGACGAAGAUCGACGCAAACUUGGCGAUUCACCGACGAUGGCCGACUGUGUUGUGUGCACAAAAAUAUGUGCGUUCAGUCGAAAGACGGCUUUAUGGGACUAUACGAAGGCGGCAGUGUUGCCCGUUGGCAAAUGUGGAGCGAAGCUGUGUUGGGUCCAGAAACGCCUGGUAAUCUACCGCCUGUCGAGCAACGAGUGGGUAGACAAAAGUUACGGCCAGGUUCUGGAUUCUUGACGAUUAGAGUGACCACAGACGGUCCGACUCGAGUCCUGCAAGCUCUGGACAUCAAAGAAAGACAUAAGAUGUUCGCCCUACUCGAGGAACGCGACUGGUCACACAUUGCAGUGAGUCAUCGACCCACGCAGAUCGAUGCCGACAUCAAGAAACUGGAUUCGCGUGAAUUAAAUCUCAAACUAGAUCUGCCAGCCGGUCUUGGAUUGUCCAUUGUGUCGCAGAGACCGGUGGAGGAAUUGUUGUUCGCACGACUAGCCGAGAUCUCUCUGAAUCUUAUACGAACUCCUUUGAGCACCACGUUGGAUCUGAGCGUUGCCGAUGUGCAGAUUGACAAUCAGCUGUUCGAGGCGCAGUGUACAUCGGUUUUGUUCGUAACACGACCGUCUCGUACAGACGACGAGAGACCCGCUUUGCACAUCGCAGCAGAGAAGCAGCGAUCGAAGAAUCAAAAUGCCGAGAUAUACAAGCAUGUUAUAGUCAGUAUCAAGCCUCUAUGCGUACAUCUGGAAGAGAAAUUUAUUUUGAAAUUGGCGGCGUUUCUCGGAAUCGGUAAGUCUGAAUUGGAAGUGCCGGUCGACGAGAACGAUUUCAAGGCACAGAGAUUUAUCUCCGAGGUGUCUGCCGCACAUGCCAAAAGAUAUUACUUUGGCGCGCUAAAACUCGUCCCUAAUCAGGUAAAACUUAGCGUACUCACCACUACCAAGUUGCCGCAACAUUUGCAGGCUGUGAAGAGAAAAUUGGGCUUGACCUUGAUUAAUUUUGAGAACGCAACUAUCGAGCUGCAGCCGUUCACCAAGAAACAUCCUUUCGAGAGUAGUCAAUUCUUGGUGCAUUCUAUCGUAAAACAUUAUAAAGAUGAGUUGAAAUGGCAAGCUGCAAUUAUUUUGGGUUCCGUGGAUUUCUUGGGGAAUCCUUUCGGAUUCGUGAACGACGUGACGGAAGGUGUUUCUGGUCUCAUUUACGAAGGCAGCGUGAAAACUUUGGUGAAGAACGUCACCCACGGUAUUUCCAAUUCGGCAGCGAAAGUAACGGAAUCUUUGUCGGACGGAUUAGGAAGAGUGAUCAUGGACGAGAGGCACGAAGAGGCCAGACAGAGGAUUCGAGCCAACACCACGGGUAGUAGCGAUCAUUUAGUAGCUGGUCUAAAGGGUUUCGGCUUUGGUCUAUUAGGUGGUGUCACCAGCAUAUUUAAGCAGACCUACGACGGAGCGGCCAAUGAAGGUUUUCCGGGCUUCUUUGCCGGUUUCGGGAAAGGUGUAGUCGGUACGAUAACGAAACCCGUUGUUGGUGUCCUGGACCUGGCGACAGAGACAGCUAGUGCUGUACGAGAAACGAGUAGGAGUGCUAAUCGCGCUAUACCAAAACGCGAUCGACCGCCACGUGUCGUCAGUGGUUCCACUGGAUUGUUACCUCCAUAUAAUCGCCAGCAGGCCGAAGGCCAGGAGUUUUUGUACAGUAUCAACGAUCGCGAUUACACCGAACUUUUCGUAGCGUACGAAUGUUUACGCAGCGGCACGGAAAAUCUCAGGGUGCUCGUGUCAAACGAAAGGAUACGCGUCAUCUCCGGCGGCACGAAAGCAGUGGUAACGGAAGUCAGUCUGGCGAAUCUCCUGUGCUGCAAACCAAUGCAGAAAAUGGAAAGUAACGGCGUCACUUUGUAUUACAUAGAGAUGAUAUCUCUACACGAUAGAUCCGAUAUUACUGCCACAGUGAGUUCAGACGGUCAUGAAUUGCUAAGACGGCCCAAGGUGCGAUGCGACAAUGAAGAGGUGGCGAAACGCGUAUCGCGACAGAUCAGUUAUGCCAAAGGGAUGUACGAGGAACGCAGUUUGACGUUGUCAUCGUCGGAUAAUAUGUUGGACGACGUACAAUACUACAAGUAAUGACGCGAUACCGAUCGCACGUCGAGAAUUUAAUCUCAUUUCUGACACGUUUAUUUGGCGUACUAGUCAGGAUUUCAAACUUUAUUUUGCGAUACACUACCGGUAAUGCCUUAGUUACAGCCCUUAACGUUAAGUUACGAAAAGACUGAUACGAUAUACGAUAAAUACGAAAUAUUAUAACUCUCCGUCGGCACACAAGGUGUGAGUCGAUCGUCGAGCGUAAUCGUAUUAUGAUUUCGCGUAGUUUUGUAAUUGUGGCACGGAAACUUGCACAGUAUGGAAACUUUUGAUAUGGAUCGAUACAAAUGUAAAAACGAAAAAACAUAGAUAUAGGAAAUAAUAGAAAAAGAUUUUUUAAGGAUAUACAUACCUAUAUACAUGCUGCGAUUACUUAGCUUUACGCACACACGGUUCUGUAUAUGUACAGAGUAUCGUAGAAUCACUCUUUCCAAUAUAAUCCUAUAUACAGAGAUGUUUUCCUCGAUAAAAAUUCAAUCGAGAAGAUUAUCAAACAAGCGCCUAAUUUGUAACCACCUUCUUCUAAUUUGACGUUUGGAUAAAUUCUAUUACAGUAAAAUCACGAUACUAUUAGCGAUUCAUUAUGAUUAUAUUUUUUAAUUAAUGCGAUUCAUCAUGAUUCAAUUUUUUGAUUAAUUAAUCGUCGUCGAUUAAUAAUCGUCGAAUAUAGAUAUCAUUUUUCUUCAUGAUUAUUUUGACAUCAUUUAUUGGGUGCUUUUGAGAUAUUCUGUACAUAUGUUUAUGUACAUAUGUAUGAAAGUCAAUUUACUAUCCAUUUCUGAAAAAAUAUAAUCACGUAGCAAGAUAUCAGAAAAGCAAUUAAACCAAAGCUUUGCAUAGGAAUAACAGAAAAUGUUUAUUUUUUAUGCUUACUCUCUUACUAACACACAUUGUUUUUACUUUGGCGAUUCGCAUUUUUCGUUUUAUAGUAGUUCAUCAUGCUGUUUUGUACAAAAGCGACGCAAGUUCCCUUAUAUAUACAUGGCGUGUAACAAUAAUGUGUAAACUGUACAAAUAGAUCAAGUCUAGAGAAUUAGGUAUAUUUAAGUACUUUUGUAAAGCUGGCGUAUGAUGCGAAAAUAACAUGUGUUUGUAAUAUAUUGAUAUAUCGUUAAGCAAAUUAAUAAAUGUUACGUUCGUAAAAAUAGGACGUAAUAUGAAAAAUCUGCAUGUCAUAUUAUUAUAUACAAUAUGUGUUAUUUUUUUAAAUACUCAGCUGCCACAUGUGAUAAGAUUAAAUCGUAAAGAAAAUCUUACUUACGUUUUCGGAUUUAGCAUAAAAAAUGUAUGCAUACUAAAAAAUGCGUAAAUAUAUAAUAAUAAAUAUUAUGUUUACUAGCAAACAGAAUAAUGAAAUUGUUUCAGGAUUGACAAAAGUGGACACGAUCAAUUAUGAGAAAUAAAUAAAACUCAGCAAACUCUAA
Molecule: messenger RNA, 13902 nt
Organism: Odontomachus brunneus
Lineage: Eukaryota; Metazoa; Arthropoda; Insecta; Hymenoptera; Formicidae
Gene: Vps13D
Product: vacuolar protein sorting-associated protein 13D
Exons: 25
Coding region: 440-12460 (4006 amino acids)
Biological process (GO): mitochondrion organization; protein targeting to vacuole; protein retention in Golgi apparatus
Cellular component (GO): extrinsic component of membrane
Molecular function (GO): protein binding
Source: RefSeq, a predicted model, not a curated record